Molecule: messenger RNA, 786 nt
Organism: Prorocentrum cordatum
Lineage: Eukaryota; Dinophyceae; Prorocentrales; Prorocentraceae
Source: the annotation of a GenBank genome assembly
AUGAGGAACGUGGUUCGACAGGUAAAGCCCAGGGUCCACCACUGCCAGCGAGGGCGACCGCUCCUUGCCACCUGCCACAAGCCCCACCAGCUGGUGCCGAGCUCCGCCGUGUUGGGCGACGACCGCUCCUGUGGCGGCCACUGCCGCUCUGGUGGCGGUCGCGCUCCGGACCCCGCGAAGCCUGCGCCCGCGCCGCCUCCGUAUACCCGGGGUCUCGCCUGGCUCGGCCGCGUUGGGCGACGACCCUUCCUGCGGCCGCCACUGCCGCUGCGGCGGCCUUUGCGCUCCGGCGGCCGCGCAGGCCACCGCGUGCCAGCCCCCGCGGCGCCUGCGGCCACGCCACUGGCGCCCGUGCCCGCGGGGUUGCCCCGUGCGACCGUGCUGGGCGGCGGCCGCUCCCGUGGCGGCUGCUGCACCGCUCUGGCGGCGGCCGCGCGGCGGCCCUUCGCGGAGCCUGCAGCUGCGGCCACGCCCCCCGAGUCGAUGCCUCGGGGGAGUGCCCAGCUCGGCCGUCCUGGGCGACGGCACCAGCUGCGGCGGCUAUUACCAGGGGUGUCAUUCGCCCAACGGAGGGAGCUGCCGCACUGCCGCGCGCCGCCGCGGUGGCAGGUGGUCGGCAGCGACGGCGGCGUCGACUCUGCAGCGGCGACGGGCCCCGAAGCUCGAGGCGCAAGUGGUUAUAGGCAGCAUUGUGGGAUGCAGCCUGCCGUGGCGCAGCGUUGGCAGACCUGUUCGGUGCUGUGGUGGCAGCGUCUCAAGCAGCGUGCCUGGAUUAAUGCUGUAUAG